UCACCGAGUCACGCCUGUUGCGCGCGAAGGGCCCCGAGGGCGCUGCGUGUCUCUGUCUUUUUGAGCGCUGACUUCCAUCUCCACGUCGUGUCUGCUGCGGGUGCUCCGCAGGACGGUCGUGGGCGCGCCUGCGCCAUCGUCAUUAUCGACAGCGGACAGCCGGAAGUCGAGCCCUUUCUGGUCGGCUUGCACUGAGAAAAGGAAGGGCGUCAGGUCCUCAGGGGCGACAGGCGGCGGCAUUUCGGCCUCCUCUUCUGCCUCAGACAUCUUCUCGUCCCGCCGUGGCUGCAACACCAUCCCUCGUCUCAUUGACGGGCUGGGCGUCGCUUCUCCGGCCAGGCGCGGGUCGGUCGACAGCUGCACUUCAAUGACGACAGGGUACCUCUGGCCCAUCCAGGCCGCUUCCCGGGGCGCUAUCACCCGAGUGGACUCUUGGUAGGCUGCAAGUCGCCAUUUGUCUUGCUCGGAGACCUCUGACUCUUCAGCUGUGUGUGCGGUGGCUUCCUCUGACGUCUCCUCUUCCCCGCCCUCUUCGCUCUCCGGCCGCAGCGGGGCCUCCAGCAUGGCUUCAAAGACAUCCGUCUUUAUGCCGCCGAAGUAUUCAUCUUCUGUCCUCGGCUGUUCUGGGGCGAUGCCGAUGGAUACCCUUCUCUGUCGAUAGCCUGCAGCUUUUCUCGCUUCUCUGAGCACCAGCAUUGUGUCUCUCAUGAGCCGGUCCACCCCCUCCUCCUCGCUGACCACCUCCCGCCGUCUCGUGGGCGAUUUCUUCCCAGUGCCCUUGACGUCAAGCGCUGACGGUUCUGCGAACACCCCUGCAGCCCCCUCUGAGCCCUCCUCCAUCAAGUCGAGCUCGCCCACCUCGGAUGUGCGAAACGUUAUGAGCGGGUGCUCUGGCGGCUGCUCGGACAGCUCACUCACCUCCUCUUCCUCCUCAUCACCAAACGGCUCCUCACCUGCGAAGGCCGGCAGCAUGGCAGAAGGGAGGAACUCGCCGGGCCUCGGCGGUGGUGGCGGUGGCUCUGGGGCCAUGACUGCCUGUCGGAGCAUCGCCAGCUCUGCCUCGUGCUCCACCUCGGGGGGCCGCGAUGGCGGGGCGCGCGAGAGGUCAGCGAAUCGGAGGGAAGGGGAGGGGAGGUCGCCAGCCAAGAGGCUGACGAUUGGGCGCCGGCGUUCCUCAUCGACCUUCUGGUGCCUGAAGGUGGAGACACGCAAAAAUGAAAUGGCGAGAUUGGCAGAUUGUUCUGGCUUACUUCCUGGCGGUCCAGUAUUUCUGAAUGACUUGUGAGGCCUGGUCCAGCCGGCGGUGGAAGACCUGCAUGACGACCCGCCGCCGCACCUCGGCGAAGGUGAGGCCCCACAAUUGGGACUCCAUGGGGGGAAUCAGAUCCUCCCAUAUCUCAUCCUCAACGUGCUCCGCCAACACGCGGAAGAAACUAGAGAGACAAGAAAAUGGCACACCAACACACUUUCGCGUCUCUUUGUUCGCUCCGCUCACACGAGGAGCAGUGUCUGCACAGGGAGGAGACCAUUUGGGGGGCUGUAGACAGGCAGCAGGAACUUGCGGUUCUGCUCGACCACAUGGGAGGCCUCAUCCAGCAUCUCCGGGAGGUCAAGCCACCCCACUGGAUCGGUCGGGCUGAGGAGGAUGCCCAGCCUGCGGCACGUGAAGCGUCGCUGCAGUGCGGGGUUCUGCAGGAUGGGAAGGGCGUCGAUCACUGCCGAGAGGCGACACCAACCUGAAAUGCGAAGAGGGUAUCAUCGUCUGUAGAGACAUGUGUCUCUGUGUGAGGUCAGGUUGUCUCACCAAACCACACGCCAGCAUCUUGCUCGAAGGCCUCCGUCUCUUUGACGAUGCCCAUGAGCAGGUCCUUGGCCUCUGCCUCAAUUGCGCUGGAAAACUGCUCCCUAGCCGAUUUCCGCUUCCUCGCCCGGCGCCCCGUGAGCACCCCCUCAGCCUGGUAGUCCUCGCCCCACACACGGCCGCUGAUCGUGCCUGUCGGCUUGGCACGCAUGCGCUCCCGGCUGAGCCGACCGAUGAGAGGCGUCCGCUCUAGAUGGGUUUUGAUGAAUAUGAGGGAGAGGUCCCCUAGGUAGGGAUAAGCGCUGAGGUCGCGGCGUCGGGCGAGGACGGCCAGGGCGAUCAGCAGGACCAGCAGCAUGAAGAUGACGAAAGCGGGCACCCAGGGGGUCUGAAGCUUCACUUCGUCAGGCUCUAGCGCCAUCCUGCGCAGACGUGUACACACAGACGCAGAAGUACCACUUUGUUUCCCACUUUCUGUCUUUUUUCUUCCUGCUGGUUACUCACACGGGUGCGGCCUUCCUCGGAUGCAGCUGUGAUGGGGGGAAGGCCGCGUGCUGUGCGAGCCUUGUGCAUGCGCAUGUGACGCCAUCGCUCCUCACCUGCACUGCCCGGCACCCCCGCUCACUCCAUUCGUCAUCGGCUCCCUCCCGCGACCGACAUGCGACACUCUGCCGACUGUCCAUCAGCCCCUGAGACACCGGCUUGGACGUGGGCAGCCAGACCAGCAAUGGCAAAGACAUGUCGGUGACCGGCAGGGGUGCGCCGGAGGGCAGGUGUGCAGUAAGGAAGACGAGCUCGGAGAGGCGGCUGGUCGUUGGCAGGUCUGUUUCAGGCAUGUAGCCGCUGGCGUUGUCUCGGAGCAUCCGAACAGACGGAGACGAGGACACGCCGCCACCUCCCGGGUCGUCCCGCCAGCGCUCCGCCACCAGGGACACGUUGCCGACCGUCUCGUUGUCCAGCGUCACCGAGGACGACUCACGGAACGCCUCGUACAGCUCGUAUCUUGGCAAGACUAGCCCAUGGCUGCAGCUACUGGGGCUGUCGUGGGUGCUCAGCGUCAUGAGGAGGCUGCCGCCCAUCCAUGGCACUGUGGAAAGGGUGCAUGGAGGCCGGGCGGGGACGCGGCGGUAAGCCAUGGGCAGGGACUGAAGGUCGGUGUCGUUGGCCAAGGGGUCUGUCAUCGUUCGGACAGAAGACAUUUGAACGCGCAUCGUCACCAGCGGAUUGGCAAGCUGUUAAGACACCGGCAAGAGAGAGAGAGAGAGAGAGAAAUGCAUCUGCCGGGAGCGUGUGCAGAGGUUACCAGUGUCAUUGGUGGCCCGUCAGGCGUCAGCAGCUCCAGCGACUUGUUGGCAAAGAUCCUCUGGACUGACAAUACCGACGCCUGCAAGAGACGCGCUUUGCGCACACCUUAACAAAACACAUAUUUUUCCUCGAAAGUGCUGACCAAUAUGGCCGCCGCUUCCGGGUCUGCAGGAGUCUGUUCGUAUGGGUUUUCCUCGUCCACUGGUGGCUCUCCCGGAUAGGUCAGCCGCGCCGCGAGAUCUGCCAUCCCUCCCAGCGCCUCGCCGAGCAUAUCGACAAAAGACAGGGGGAUAUCCGCAAAGGACGUGCAGUGGACGGUGUGCCGGAGGAUGUCUAGGAUGAGCGACGCCGCGUGUGUCGCGGCUGUGGCUUGGAAUAGAUCGUGGCUGAGCAGCUCGGUCACUUGGGCCGUUUGUGCCCGAGACCAGUCCACAGGGGCGCAGCCAACACGCGCCUGACCAACAGUCGCCAAACUCAUCGCGUCUUUCGUGUGGGAAUGAAUGGCUACCUGUAUGGUGCGCAGGGUCUGCAGUGUGUCGUUGACCAUUCGCGGCGAAUACGGGAUGUCUCCUGACGUCGUCGCUCGUACCGUUGCCGUCACACCUGCCAGAAGCUGGCCCGUGUGACUCAUGUCAGACACCACUCGCAAAUCUGAACGCACACACAUUCACAGCCACGCACUCUUCUCUCUCUGCCACAUGCACGGUGCCUCUCUCAGCCACCGACCCCUCAUGGCCCGAUCGGUGGCAUUCAUCCCCCGCUCGCCGGUCGUGAGGCCCACAUUAAUGGCCUCCAACACAGCAGCCUCCGACACGGCGCCAAAGACGUCCCUCGCCCUCCCCCAAACCAUCACCCACGACCGGUCAGUGGGCCGGUCGGUCACCGAGCCGGCCGGCAGACGGGCGAGUAUGGUUGGGGAUGAGACGUAUUCUGUGUGGUGUAGGGGCAGCUGGCGGGCCACGGUGACAAAGUCGGGCGAAGUGGAGAGGAUGCACGUGUAGAAGGAGAAGGACAGGGGGCUUCCGAUGUCAUUGGGCAUUUCGGGGUCGAUCCAGCCCGUGUGGGUGAUCUCAAACACACUCAGGAAGCUGUACGCUGGCCCUGCACUCACGGAAGAAAGAGGUAUGCGACCGACCAUGUUGCUUAUUUGCUCUGUCUCCUUGACCGACCGUCAGUGAGGGUGACGUCGAUGCGGCCAUUCACAGGCGGCAGGUUUGGGACCAUCUCGCCUAUCGAAUGUCCUUCAUGCAACCGCAGCCGAUACGGCAUCUCCCACCUGCUCGUCAGGUCACUUUGUCGGAAUUCCACAGCAUAGCUAUCGAUCCCUUUCCUGCUCUCUUGGCUCGGUGUCAGCGACACGUCUCGCCCAAAGGAUGGGUCGAGAGGCGCCGUUAACAGCACCCUCGGCGCUGCUGAUGAGACCAAUGGACAAGCAAGCGAUUCAUCGGUCGGGACAGCCAGGCCGAUCUCUGUCUCCGCCAGAGGGUCGACGAUGGUGCAUUGCGGCUCCCGCAGUCGGGUUCUGUGACAUGGCUGUCCUUGAACGGCAGAAAAGGAGCCGUCUUGUUGUGGCUCGACCAACGGCGGCUCGUCGUCUGUGUCGUUGACAACGAUAUGCGAGACGGUCGGCACGUCCACGUGAAGCGAAGAAGGAAGGUCAGCAGGGGCACUCGCGUUGACAGGGGCUUUUGCAAGAGGCCGCGGUGGCAACAGAAAGGCAUUGCUGGAGAGGCCGGAAUCGUUGACAAAUGUGUAGGCGGUCGAUGGAUCGAUAACGGGGUGAGCGUGAGCGAGGCUCGCCAUCUCGAUGGAUGCCUUUACCUCAAUCCAUCCCGCCGGCUGAGACAUGAAGGCCACAAACAAUGUGAAAAAGAGACAACCUUCGGAAGUGGCGUUACCGGCUUGUCGAUCUUCCACCACGUCUCCUCGACAGGGUCGGUGUUUGUCUCAUCAGCUCGCGUCAGCAUGUCCGUGCAGUUCUGAGCGUAUAUCUGCAGGCUGAUAAAGAGGUUUUCGGGGGCUGGCUGGGGCCACGGUGGGUCGUCAGACACCAAGAAAGGCAGCCGUGUGAGAGGCAGAAACCGACACGACACGACCAGCCUGAAGUCGCAAAAACGGAUGGAUGAGCAGGUGAAGGUGUAUUGCGUUCGGCGAACCUGGUGUCGUUGUGGACGGCCGAUUGGGGGAUGGGGUGCUGCGUUGCAAUGUGCACAACGAGGGGACAUUCGGGACCGAUAUGCAUUGGCGCCCCGAUUUCAACCCGAUUCUUGAGGCCGUUCUCAACGAUUCGGACUGAGACACGCAUGUGAACGACGCGUAUCAGAGAGAGGUGCGAGUGCUGCCGGCUGCUUAUGUACCUGUAAAGGUCACUUCAGCCCUUCCCAAUAUGGGUUCAUCCGUCAGGGCCUCAUCCUCCUCCACCAGAUCUCCCAGCCCCCACAGCAGAGAUGACGCCUCACCACCAGCACCACCCGUGACAGCUUCCACGGUCUGCAGUUGUCUCCCCUCCUCGUCUGGAGCACCAGUGGUCGUCAUCGCGUUCUCGUCCUCAGGGGGCUCCUCUGUCGUCGUUGCAUUGAUGUCAUAUAUUGGUUUGUCUCGCCCCCUGUCAGCUGGUGGACUGACUACUGGAAGCACUGGGUCGACCUCUUUCCUCUUGGGAACACGGUAGAAACGCUGUGUGACGGAGACAUUGAUGUACAUGUACAGGCCCGGCGGGAGCGAGGCAGGAGGGAUGGCGAUGUGCUGCUGCAGCAGGGGGGAUGCUGGGAAUGUCAAAUUGACGGGUGUCAGGGAGACCUCGCCACCAAGAAGAACUGCCCAUUACAUGGGAUACUUGUUCGUGUCUCGUGUGUAUCUUUGUGAGUGGCACCUUGGUAUCGAUGUGCGGUCCAUUGUGUGUCGUUGGGCAUUGCCACGCGUGUGUCUGUGGUGGUGAGACACGGGAAGGGGACCGAGUUCAUCCACCAGGCCUCUUCCGCCGGGUCCAGGUGGUGGUAUUGCUGGGAAGGCAUCAACUCGACACGCAGGUUUAUGCCGCUGCUCUCGAACACCUCCUAGACUCCCACACACAGACACAUACGGACAGAGACACGAGACACGAGACACGAGACACGAGACACGAGAACGCUGUCAUUCUCACUUGGUGGCUGGGCGAGAGGCUUUGAAUUUAGGCAGCACCGUCCUUGGCAGCAACGUCACUUCAAAGUCGGUGCUCCCUUUCUCGCCAGACACGGCGACCGACACCUCCACACGAAACGCAUACACGAUGCUGCUGGUGCGAUUGAUCUCAUCAAGGCCGAAGAACAGAGGCAUCAAGUCCGUCGUGGCCAGAGACACGCCCGUCUUGCCGACGAAUGCGUUGAGGACGGUCUGCACACGCAGCAGCUGCACGUACAUCAUGGCAUGGCUGAUCGCCAGAUGGCCGCCAUCCUCCGUCACGGCAGUGAAGUGCAGGGCGGUCCAGUGGAUGUGCGCCCACGGCCAGGCGGGUGCUGAAACGUUGCGGAGUGUGAACCAGACACGGUUGUUGCAGCCGACGAGAGGGGGAAAAUCAACUUGCAGAUCCAGGGGGACGAAGGAAUCGCUGACGGGUGGGGUGACAGGCGUGUUGUUGUCGCCCACCAUGAGAGGGAAAAAGUGCUGCAUUUUGGGUCCACCCAGCACCUCUGCCGUCACUUGAUCUCUCCACACACAGACGGCGGCCGUGUUGGUGAGAUCGAGGGGACAUGUGCCCAUGUCCGCAGCAUUUGCGCUCGACGGCAGCUGCAGGAGCUUAUCGAAGGUGACGGUAAAUAGACGAUAAGCGGCGUCCCACUCAGCAGCGACAGGGGCAGGGUCCAGCACAGGAACACACAAGUGCGGCGCAUCUAGGUCAGCACAGCCACUGGCGGCCACCACCGAGGGACCAUCGGAAGCAUCUCCAUCACACGAAUACCAGGCCAGAGUGGCUGCUGGUGGAGGUGGGGGUGUGGCGGGGCAGAUGACAGCCGUGUCGUUGGCACCGACAGAUGAGCAGUUGGGCACACAAACAGCCGGGACUGGGAUGCGGUCUUCAGAAAGCGGUGCAUGGGGCGAGCAGCUCCAGUUGGGCUCGGUGUCGCACGUGGCUGAGCAGCCGUCAUGUGAGAAGCGGUUGCCGUCAUCACCUGAUACGAUUGACAAGCGGAAAGAAGUGAGAUAGAGAGAGGUAAACGUAGUGCGUGUAGAUGCAUUCACACAUGUCUCGCGUGCAGCUACGACAGCGUCCCCACACAGCGACGCGCAUCUGGACACUCCACCGGUGGAGCCACACAGGUAUCCCGUCUCGAUGUGACACCGAGCCGAGCACCCGUCGCCAUCCACUGUGUUGCCAUCGUCACCUGCACACCCCGAGACACAAAAACGGAGCAGAGUCUUCCCUGAUUCUCUCCCUGUGUGUCGUUGCGUACACUGUUCACUUCGGACGCAUGUGCCGUCCCCACAGACAGGCCUCAUGUGAUACCCGAGGCCCACGCUAUACAGGGCGUCGCCGCCCAGUGCCAUGAGGGCCUCGGCGUUGACUUCGGAGGUCCAUGUGGUGGGCAGUACCUCCCAGCUAUCUUCGAUCUUGCAAAAGGCACUGCAUGCACACACACACACACACAUCAGGUAAACACGCCCCAUGUUCAUUGCACGUCUGUCUCUUCCCCACCUGCAUCUUUCGCCUCCAUCGUUCUGACGGCACACACACGCAAAAGACACAGAAAAACGUCACUGUUGGCGUGCAGACAUCCACGUCUUUCUCUCCCCCCCUCAAUGACUCACCCGUCCGUCGUCGCAUUCCUCGUCAGGGCACAUGGUGAUUCCAUCCCCGCACACGGCCCCGCCCUCACUCUCCACGUGCACAUACCCCACCGGCACCCAGGCGCCCGACAUGUGGCCCCAGCACACGAGCCCACGACCGGUAGUGACGAAAGCCGGGAUGGGGAAGAGCAGCAGAGAGUCGUUGGUGUAGAGGUUGAAGCCCGUGGAGGGGCUUAAAGGCUGAGACGCAGCUACCAUCGGGGAGUACGCCUGAAUUCACAGAAAGAAGAAUGUGGUGAAUGAAAGGCGCAUCACUGUCUCCGUCUUUCCACCCGACCGAUUUGCCGCAUCCAGCCGAGUCCUCGAGGAUGGCCAGUCUGUCCUGAUUGCUGAGGUACGCCCCCUCCACACCAAUGGUCAUGUUCUGCCCGGCCUCCACCCACCACUGACGGCUGCCCUGCGGCUGGGCCACCGAGAGACGCCCCGCGCUGAUGAUGUGCGACUCUGAUGAUGCAUCGCAUCCGCUGGCCGCGUGUGUGCAGUAGCAGAGCAGGUAGCUCCCCGAGUCGCUGAUCUCGCCCAUGUCAAAGAUGGCGCGUGAUGUGUCCAAGGGGUGGGGGGAAGGGCUCGGUUGAUCGAUGUUAGAGGCUGGAAAGCAGAAAUGGGGUGUGAUUUCGCUGCACAGUCUUGUGAAGUGAGUGUCUCAUGCUUACGUGACAGCACGGUGGAUGGCUGCAGGUCGGGAUCACCGCACUGCGAGGUGGCAUUGGCGUCUGCUUCGAAAAUGGCGAGUGAGUCGCUUUGGUUCAGGUGCCACCCCUCGAUGGCCACUGUGCAGUUGCUGUCGAUAGCACACGUGUAGUUGCCAUGCUCUCGUGCGCCUGACCGCAGCACCGACAAAAGAGCGACCUAAACUGGCCGGCAUUGUCCUCUCGUCCUCUUGCUGACCUACCUUGCACCACCAGCAGUCCAGCGGGAUGAGUGAAAGACGAAGGAUCGUCGCAGUCAUCCUCGUCGCAGAGACACAGCUGACAGGGACAGGAACCCGGGGCAGACACACAGACUCUUCUGCUCGCCCCCACCCACACAAACCUGAUAGAUGCCCGGCGAGGUCACAACGCCAAAGCCAAAUGUCGCAUUCCGCCCGUCGGCACUGACAUUCGCUUCGGCGACUUUUCCGGCCAGAGACCCGGCUGCAGCCCAUUGUGCCGAGCCACACUCGGCGAUCUCGUCUGCUGUCGAAGGAAUCGUGGUGGGUGGGUCGGGCGGCAAGGCUGACAGUCUGUAUGUCUCGGUGAAGCCGACGCCGAUAAUUGAGAGGAGCAGUGGGGCGGGGCCUGCUGGAUGGACGAAGAGAGCGGAUGAAUUCGCACCUGGACGGAGAGAGAGAAGGAAAGAAGCAAGAGGACACAUGUAUCAUCUUCUGUGAUGGUCAUGGCCCAUCCCAUCUUUCUCACCCACUAAGGAUAUCAGUCCGACUUCGCGGUAGUCCGGCAACGCCGGAUCAUCCGUGCUGCCAUAAGGCGCGCAGAUGAGGAACCGCCCCGGCUUGGUCGGCAUGCCGUAGUCGACGUCGAGCACACUGAGACCGAUAGCACUGCCCACCAACAGCACCUCGUGGCCCAAGGGGUUCACCACGGACGGCGUGGGCCUGUCAAAGAAGAGAGAAGGGUCCGUCAGCACAGAUGACGGGCCGCACCCGAGGUCGGGAUCACCGAACUGGCGAGAAAGAAAGCACAACAGAUUGGUGUGAGCGAGAGAGAAGGAACGUUUAUUGACGUCCGCACCUUGGUGUUGAGCAUGGCGCUUAUCUCGACCGCCCCUCCGGUGACGGUGAGGUCGCACCCAUCGACAGAAUCCACCCCGCAAUCCCACUGGUUGACAGGACUCCUGUCAUAUACUGCCCGUGCCCACAACACAUACACACAAGUGUUGCCUUGCCGGACGGUCGUCUGUGUCUGGCUGUGGGUGGGGUGGUCUGUGGCUGCAUGUCUACACACCGCUGAGUAUGAGGUUGCCGAUGGUCUGAGUGUACUGCGACGCAGCGGAGCAAUUGACAGGGUCCAGCACCGGCAGUGUGCCUUACUCGGUCGCCUGGCAAUAACGCACCUGAGAAGGAGACACAGACAUACAGGCAUCACAACCACGCACUCAGGCUGCUGCUCAUCAUCGUUUUGCCCACUUUGAAUCCGGUGAUGGCCUGGCUCCUGCCUGAACAAACACAAUGGCAGGCGACACAUGGAUGAGACACUACAGCGAAUGGUCCUCAGGUAUCCUCACUGAUGAUGUCGUAAUGAGUCACGGUUUCUGGAGGCCCGGGAGGGGAAAAGGUGAGUGUGGCGUUUGAGGUCGAGACGAGUUGUGCCAUGUCGAGGCUGUACAAGACACACCGGCGCGACGCGGCGCCAGCAGCAUACAGGUCGAAUGACCUGCCACACAUAACACCCAGAGAGACACACACACUCUCAUUCAUGCAAAUGCUCGUCCCUGUCUCUUUGGCCUUCCGACGCACCUGCACCAGAACCGCCGCAAGCAUGCCGCGGCGCAGCCCCGCGGCUCGAUUGUCGACGUGCUGGUCAGUGUGGCGGCAUACACCGCCUUCGUCACGUUCUUGGCGUCUUCGAGCGUGAGUGCUUGUGGCCAGCCAUCCAUGCUGCCCAACGAGUAGCCAGGCUGCGUGUAGACGAAGCCAAUGUCGGGUGUUGAUCGAAAAGCCAACAAGGGGAGGUCUGCACAGAGAGAGACAAACCAUAGUUGUGUAUUCGUGAACCGUACGCCCGCCCACGUACGGUACCGCCUAUGUCAAUGUCAAACGCAGCUGUGGCAGUCCCCGUGGUCGCGUUGACGGCCACUGCCAAUGGGGUCUGGAAGGCCUCGCCGGCCGGCAACCCCGCAGGGGUCGAUGGGGAGGCGCACUGACAACACACAAGACAACCACACACACCACAUUCAUCUGUGAGAUGAGCAGCUUCGUGUGUGUGUGUGUGGUCACGUCUGUCGAGCGACCUGUCCUGAUGUCUGUUUGUCUGUCCGUCUGUGUGUCUGUCUUUCUGCCUCGGAGUGGAGUGCGUGCAUGCACGCAUACUUUGUGUGUAUGAGCACCUCGUCGCUGAGGUCCGCCAGCUUCAGUCGGUCCUCCACCUGCAGACCGCGACCCCCCACAUGCAACCAGCACUUGUCCACCGCGUCAACGUCAUACGCGCUCGACCCCACGCCCGACGCAGUGAUGCCCAGCCAACACAAGACCACUCCCUGAGACGGCACACCUGCCAAAACAUGCCAAAAGGUAAGGAAGAUGGUGAUUGCAAUGGUUGUAUACCGUCGAUGGUGAGGUUGCCGACAUCGACACUGUAUAGGUCGGGAAGGAUGAUAUUUGACGCGUGGCACUGUGUGUUGCCGCACCAGCAGAGACGGUACUGGCCCGUCACAACCGACUGCGAAAGGGGCCGCGAGUCCACCAAAAACAGACCGCCGCUGCCGCCCUCACUUGGAGCGCUCAGACCUGACACCGAUGCAAUGCCCGCAAACACAGCAGGUGAGGGAGAAUUUGUGCGUGUUGGUGGCUGACCAUCAUCAGGGAAGCCCCUGUGUCUCAUGGACUCUCGCUCAGUGUCGCCGCAUGCCUCCUCGAUGGGCCGCGUGACCAGGCGAGUGCCAUUGAGUGCACUGGGAGGAUUGCCUGUGAUCUGCACGCGACAGAUGAGGCCUAACACACACCGCCACUCAGCCGCGCCAAGUGCGGGGCCUGGCGUAGCGGACAGCACAACCACACACAAGAGACACAAAGGGCCGUUCAUUCUGCUGUCGUGUCUCAUUUCAGCGACCUUCCAGUGUGAUGUCAGCGACUUGUGUGGUGAAGUCCUGCCCCUCGUUGCAGCCGUCGAGAUUGUUGGGGCAGAUGCACACCCUGAAGGAGCCGUACCCCUGCACCGCGACGUCCUCCCACACUAUGGACGUCACAUUGGCCACCGAGUCGUGCUCCAAAUACGAUGGGUACUGCGGCAGAGAAAAAAGAAAGACAGAGAGACACAGUCCGAUCCAUUGCUUGAGGCGCAUCAGUGGCUGUGUGUAUUUGCCAGCUGACCAUGAGCGGGCGGGGUCUGUUGACGAGAUCAGGUCUCUGCAGGUGUGAGUCGGGGUCGCCACAAUUGACGGACGACGGCAUGAUGCGCAUCUGAGCGAGCAUGGUGAGGUUGAAGACGCUCGAUGACCACAGGUCUGUCCUCAUCGUGGCACUGUGGAUUUCCCCAGACAUCAACGUCCGAGAGAGCGGCGCAGUGACAGUAGGAAUGCCUGACAGGACAGGAGGCCUCGUGUUGGCGUGGAUGAGGGUGUCUAGGUCUUGACUCACCUCUGAGUGUGAUGAGGCCGUUGCCCUGCAGUACUUCCACCGUGUACUGACGAAUGCUGACGUCGCACCGGCUGACGACGUGCCGUGAGCACACACACGCCCGGACUCUCCGGUCAGACAGAUGGAGGGCCGUGAAGCUCAGUGGGCUCCUGCAUACCAAACACAGCCCAGGCAUACGAGAUCCUCACCAGACCACCUUGUGUCUGCCUCCGAAACUUACGAUGUGUUGAAGACUUGGUAUUCGUUUUGUCCAGUGAGGUUUUGGAGGGGCGUGGACACGUCCACCCAGCCGAUCGACGCGAAAUCGGCCACUGAGCCUGGGGUCAUGCCCGUCACGAGACUCGCACUCGCAUCGCCGCAUUCCCUCUGACCCAAGUGCACACACAUAUUCUCUUCUGUGUGUGUGUCUCUCUUUUCGAUGUGUCUCUGGCGCUCACGUCAGCGUCUUGCACAAUGAGCCUGUCAGUGGUUGCGUUGAGGUCUGACCCCUGCACCGUCACGGAAUACUCCCGCCCCUCAACGAACUCACGCACGUCGGCAGGAGAGAAGUCAAAGCCAAAUACUGAUGGCGGGCCUGCACGGCACCACAACACACGCAUGUCCACACAAACAUCACUGCUGGUGGUCCAUAUCCUGACCGGCAGUGUCGAAGGUGAGCUCUCCGCUGGGAUUGUUGACGUAGGCGUCAGCUGUUGCAGCAGCGUCGACCACCAGGUUGCCAUCCAGCACAAGUGUGUAGGUUGUAAAGGCCUGCAGCGGCGCCGCCACACGGAUCUUCAACACAGCCCCGGUCGGGGGCGGCACCUGAGAGGAUGCAUACGCAGAACAGGACAUGGUCGACACGUCUUUCCCUUUUAUGUCACUGACUUGGAAUUGCUCGGCUGUGGGCGACGUGACAUCGAUUGUGUAGGCCACCUGGCCGCCUGCCGCCUCAAACCGUAUCGACCUGCAUAGACGCCACGCAUGACGCAAACAGACAGACAGACAGACAGACAAGAACUCCCUCUCUUCAUCUCGCAUCCAUCGGGUGUACCCAGUGCCUAAUUGUAUGUUGGCGUCGAAUUCCAUGUCGAUCUCCGGCGCGAGUAUGGACCUGCUGGCGUCACUGGGGCUCUUGACGUACGACACAGACACCAGCAGAGGGACAGCUGCACUGGCCAGGGAAAGGAGAAGGACCGCCACAAAGGCCGCAGGCAGAACAAUGCCGCCGUGGCCUGCAGGAACAGAGAAUGACCAAGAGAGGGCUGGCCUCAUAUGCACGGCCGGAUUGCUGCGUACUGAAAGGCGCGAUGAGGCGUCUCAUCUGCACUGCGCGUCAGGGACAAUCUGAGACAAACGGGCUCGACAUCGCCCGCCACAUGCCAUCGAUGC
Messenger RNA from Vitrella brassicaformis, 13592 nucleotides. The record is from the annotation of a GenBank genome assembly. NCBI's taxonomy places the organism in Eukaryota, Vitrellaceae.